Messenger RNA from Caenorhabditis remanei, 792 nucleotides. RefSeq lists its product as uncharacterized. The record is from RefSeq and is a predicted model, not a curated record. The transcript is spliced from 7 exons. Gene Ontology annotation, biological process: glutathione metabolic process. Gene Ontology annotation, molecular function: glutathione transferase activity. Lineage: Eukaryota; Metazoa; Nematoda; Chromadorea; Rhabditida; Rhabditidae. Bases 1 to 792 code for a protein of 263 amino acids.
AUGACUCCAAGAGUAAAUCUUCAGUAUUCUAUUUCCUAUGCACUUUCUCCCAAAUUUGUGAAGUCUUCCAGUAGUGGACGUCAUCUCAGCGUUUCAGUCAGUCAAACUACACAAAAGAACUUCUCGAAAAAGAAAAUGGACACAAUGCAUGGAUUUCUGGUUCCAACCUACACUUUACAUGAUUUUGACGACGGAGAAGAGUGUAAAGUUGUCCGGAUGAUCUUCCAAAUGUCCGGUGUUCCAUAUGAAUUCAAACAUGUUCAUCGUGACGACUACAUUCUCGAAGAUUACCCGUUUUAUGCUCUUCCUGCUCUCGAUAUGAACGAAAGAAAGUAUGGAAGUGUUUUGUCGAUUUGCAGACAUUUGGCAUGGAGAUACAAUUUGUCUGGAAAGACUGCAUAUGAGGAUGCACAAGUCGAUGAUAUCGCUGAAAAAGUGUUCGAAGUCAGAAUGAAAAUCAAGAACUGGAUUGAUCAUAUUGAGCAUGCUGCAGAUCAUGCAUGUGAUGAAGAUUGUACAGAGGGCACAGCCGCCCGUCUGCUGACCGACACACUAUUCCCUUGCCUCGAGCGAGUGUUGAAGGCAGCGCCCUCUUCAUGGCUAGUCGGACACACAAUGACCUGGGUCGAUCUCUUGGUUGCAUGCCUCGUGAAUCCGAUAAUCUACCAUCGUCCAAAACUUCUUCAGGAUUUCCCACUGCUUUACUUGCACAAUGAAAAGGUUGCACAUCAUGACGACCUUGUAGGAUUUUUAUACCAUGUCAGAACUCGUAAAUUUCAAGACAAAAAGUAA